AACAUAGUUCCGAACAGUCGGUGAUAAACUACGUACCUCGUCGCUUUAUUCGGUCUUUCUACUUUGAGUCGUGUAGCUAACAUGGCUUCCGCAGAGAAAUUAGGCGUGUAUGCUCUCGUACACGAUUUUCUGGUGAAGGAUGAUGCCGCCUUGGCGAAAAUUUUUCGAAAAAAAACGAAUGCGCCUUCUCUGCCCAAUGAUGCACCAACGCUACUAGAUAUUUACCAGUAUUACCAAAAGCACUGCCCCAGGAAACUUAAUAUGAAAGUGCAAGCUGAAGAUAGUAGUUCAGAUUCAAGUUCAGAAAGUGAAGAAGGUCCGAAGAAAACCAAACAAAUCAAUGGCGACUCACAAAUUAAAAUGGCUUCAAUUAAACAAGCUGCAGAAUCUUCUUCCGAGGGCUCUUCUUCUUCCAGUGAGGAGGAAACGACAUCCAAGAAACCAGUAAAAAAGCCAGAAGCCCCUAAGGUUGCACCUAAAGCUGUAGAAGAAGAAGAUAGUUCUGAUGAGAGCUCAUCAGAGGAAGAAGUGCAGAAAAAAACAAAAGAGAAUAAAAAGAAAAAGAAAUCGUCGAACGAAGAUAAUAAUAUUUCUAUCAAACUUGGAUCAAAAUUAUCCAAAAAGGCGACAUCAACUCCCAUAGUAACUCAAAAAUCAACGCCGAUUGCCUCGGAAACACCCAAGUCCCAAAAAAAGGCCAAGUCGACAUUAUCUGCAUCAGAAGUGCACAAGUCGACACCAAUGCCAUUAGUCGCUCACAAGUCUGUACCCACUGCAAAGAAUUGCAAAAAUAUAAAACCUAUGAGUUAUGACGAUUCUGACGAUUCUUCGGAAGAAGAAGAACGGGUAGCCAAACCAACACCCGUAAUACUUAAUAAAAAAGCAGAAUCCUCCAGCGACGAUUCUGAUGAUUCGUCAGAAGAUCAGAAGCCGGCUGCCAAACAGCCACCUGUAAAAUCUAUACCAAAACUAAGUCAAACAUUGCAGAGUAAACAGAUUAAACCAACACCAGCGAAAGUGACGAAGGAAGAGUCGUCGUCGAGUGAAGACAGCAGUGACGAGGAUGAAGAGGAGGAGCCGAAGAAAGCUGUUGCUAAAAAGCAGCUACCAACAAUGUCAAUAGCAGCAUCCGCUAAGAUAGAAUCUAUGACUGAAGAUGGCGUUGACAAAAAGAAAUCAUUGAAAAGACCAGCUCCCGGUAAGGUUGCGGCAACACCAAAGCCGACACCCGUUGAAAAAGAAUCCUCCAGCGACGAGGACAGUAGCGAAAACGAACCUCCCGCUAAAAAGGCAGCACCUGUUGCGAAAGUUCAAGCUAAGAAGGAAGAAUCGAGCGAAGAUUCCGAUGAUUCAGAUGAAGAAGAGACACCAGUAGUAAAGCCAGUCACUAAACCGGCGAUUAGCAAGACACCAAAGAAGCAGAAAUCUUCCAGUGAAUCAUCAGAUUCAGAAGAUGAAGCGCCGGUCAAGAAGGCACCCGCGCCGACAAAAACGCCGGUGAAAGAGAGCGCGCAGAAGAAGGAAUCGUCAAGCGAGUCGAGCGACUCAGAUUCGUCCGAGGAGGAGAAACCUAAAGCAGCGGUCAAAGCUACACCAGCAAAAGCUACUGUAAAAGCGGCGCCUAUCAAACAGGGCUCGAGCUCAGAGGAGAGCGACUCCGACGAAGACGAAGCACCAAGUCAGGUGCCUGUCGCAUCGCACAAGAGGAAACGAGCAAAUGAGGAAGAUAAUAAUUUUACUGAAAAUACGAAACAACAAUCGAAGAAAAAUUAUGACAAUUUCGUGAAAGCGAGCAAUAACUUCAACAGUGAUAAGCCCAAGAAAAUGGCUCCCUUCCGUCGUGUGAGAGAGGAGGAGAUUACAUUGGAUCCAAAAUUAUCUAACAAUUCUUUUGAAGCAAAGAGAGGUUCACGUGGAUCAUGGGGCGAACGGGCUCAUCAGGAUCUGAAACAUACGAAAGGCAAAUCGUUUCGACAUGAGAAGACCAAGAAGAAGCGUGGUAGUUACCACGGCGGACAAAUAGAUACUAGUGUUAAUUCCAUUAAAUUUGAGGAUUAAACAAUUAUUAGUACAUGUAACAUUGAAUUUUCUUUUUUUUUUACCAUUGCAUUUAGAUCAUUAAGGUUAAGAUACUAUCUUAUGCUGCAAACAUUUAUAUUGAAAUAUUCUGUAAGACGUUUGCUCUCAAGAAUUCUGAAAGAAUGAACGGUUGAUUAUAUAUUAAUGCCGAACAGUAUAUAUAUAUAUAUAUAUAUAUACACACGGUUUUUACAAAACCGUGUAUUUUCCUUAAGCUAGCGUCAUACGAUACAAAUCAUAUAUGUAAACAGCUCAGUUUACCACACAGAUCUAAUGCACGAUAGCAGUUUAUGCGAGGAACUAAAUUGAAGCGUCCUGGUCUAAAAUCAUACAUCGUGUGAUUCUAGUUUUACAACAUAUGUUCAUAAUUUUUAUAAUGUCUGCUAUAUAAUUUUAUUCACAAUCAUAGACUACUCUAUAAUAUACUAGAGUGCUAGCAUAUUCGGCUAUAUAAUAUAGAAAUAAAUACAUAACCAUACUGCCAUAUUUCAGAAAAGCAAAAUAUGCGCAUAGAGUAUCAGAAAAAGAGUUAUGCAAAAAACGUUGUUUUAAACCGAUUUCAGUAUCCAAAUAUCUUAUAUGUAUGGUUUAAAAAUGUAUUGUUUAAGAUGUAACAAUGUUACACAAGCAGAAAUAUUUUACUUCUUUAAAUUUCACAGUAAUGGACACAAAAACAUACUAAACUGAACUGAAUCGAGUGUUCACUCGAUAAUGCUUUUUACCAUUAUGAUCUUAAUUCUCACCACCAUAGAUCUUAGUAGUCUAGUAUAUUGUACAGGAAUCUACGUUCACGAUAUAUCACAUAAAUAUGUGUUGAUUAUAUCAUAAAAAGAAGAGAGCUUACACGCGCGGAAAGUGUCAUUACUGAGAUUAAUGUGUGCAUUUUACAUCGUUACAAUAUAAAUUGAGAAAAAAACUAGUAAGAUAUGUCAUGUAACCAAGGUAUCUCUGUUGUUGCUAAGAAAUUCGAUGGCUAUAAGCUCUAAAAUUUAACAUUUAUUUUUUACAACAAAGAUCCAAGUUAUAAAUUCGACACAUAAAUAAUUAUAAAUAUUCAUUUAUUUUAUUUAUAUCGAAAAGUUUCAAAUAAUUAUUUAGGAAUAAUUAUUCAUGAAACUACGAUUUUUCAAUUGGAAACAUGUUUUCCAUCACCUACCAUUGACAGCCAAUGAAAUAAAAAUUGUUCUUACUCCUCGGAAACAAUAAUGUUUCAAAUUCAAUUCUCUCAAUUCAAAUUCUACAAUUGAUUAAUAAAAUAAUGCCAUCGAAUUUACUUUAUGUUUAUAUAUAUAUAUAUUUUUUUUUCUAUGAUUUUUUAAUAGUAUUUAAUACAUCUUCCAUGUCCAGUUUAA
Molecule: messenger RNA, 3431 nt
Organism: Odontomachus brunneus
Lineage: Eukaryota; Metazoa; Arthropoda; Insecta; Hymenoptera; Formicidae
Gene: Nopp140
Product: nucleolar protein dao-5-like
Exons: 4
Coding region: 82-2058 (658 amino acids)
Cellular component (GO): nucleolus; nucleoplasm
Source: RefSeq, a predicted model, not a curated record